Molecule: messenger RNA, 1642 nt
Organism: Pyrus x bretschneideri (Chinese white pear)
Lineage: Eukaryota; Viridiplantae; Streptophyta; Magnoliopsida; Rosales; Rosaceae
Product: cytochrome P450 736A117-like
Exons: 2
Coding region: 50-1642 (530 amino acids)
Molecular function (GO): oxidoreductase activity, acting on paired donors, with incorporation or reduction of molecular oxygen; monooxygenase activity; heme binding
Source: RefSeq, a predicted model, not a curated record
AAUUCACACAAAACACAAACAGGUCGAUCAAAUUAAGAAGAACAAAGAGAUGCUGAAGCUUGAUAACCUCCUGCCAAUAAUGCAGAAGCUGAUCAAUAUUGAAUCCUUCUCAAGCUUGUUGCACCAAUGUCCUAAUUUUUUCUUCACACUCAGACUUGUACUUGUUGUUAGUUUGAUCAUCAUCCUAUACAAAUAUUUCUCCACUACUAGUAUUAAUUCACCUCCUUCUCCAACAAAACUCCCCAUCAUUGGAAACCUUCACCAACUAGGCUUGCGCCCACUUCGCUCACUUCAUGCCUUAUCCCGUUGCCAUGGCCCUCUUAUGCUUCUCCACUUCGGAAGUGUCCCCGUCCUCAUUGUCUCAUCCGCUGAGACUGCCCGGGAGGUCUUGAAAACCCAUGAUCUCAUAUUCUGCAACCGGCCCAAGAUCACUGUCUUCGGGAAGCUUUUAUACAAUUACAAAGACAUGUCAGCGGCACCUUACGGAGAGCACUGGAGGCAAGUGAAGAGUUUGACUGUUUCGCAUCUGCUGAACAACGAAAGGGUUCGCUCUUUUCGUUCGGUGAGAGAAGAGGAAAUACAACUCAUGAUCAACAACAUAAAUAAGCAGUCAUUGUCAUCAUCAUCAAAGGAAGUCAAUUUAAGCAAAAUGUUUAUGACGCUUACGAAUGAUGUGAUCUCUAGAGUGGCUUUGGGGAGGAAGUACAGUGAUGGAGAAGAUGGGAGGAUGUUUAAGGAACUUGUGGGGGAGUUCAUGGAGUUACUUGGAAGUGUCUAUAUCGGGGACUAUAUCCCAUCACUCGCUUGGUUGAGCCGUGUCAACGGUAUGGAUGCUAGAUUGGACAAGGUGGCUAAGAAGUUUGAUGAUUUUUUAGAGAAAAUUGUUCAAGACCAUGUGGUGGAUCAUAGCUCUAAUGUGGGUGGCAACAAGGAUCAAAGGGAUUUUGUGGACGUUCUGUUGUGGAUUCAGAAGGAAAACUUGAUUAGUUUUCCUAUUGAAACAGUUACCAUAAAGGCUCUCAUCAUGGAUGUGUUUGCUGCAGGAACUGAUACAUACUCAGUCAUAGUCUGGGCAAUGUCUGAGCUUUUAAGGCAUCCAAUGAUGAUGAAGAGAUUGCAAAGUGAGGUCAGGGGGAUUGUUGGAAACAGAAAGGAGAUAAUAACAGAAGACGAUUUGGUUGAAAUGCAUUAUCUCAAGGCAGUGAUCAAGGAGACUCUUCGCUUAUAUCCUAUUCUUCCAAUACUAAUCCCCAGAAUAUUAACCCAAGAUGUGAAAAUAAAUGGCUACGACAUCAAAGCCAACGCACAAGUUAUAGUCAAUCUGUGGGGCAUUGCAAGAGACCCAAACUAUUACAGCAAGCCGGAUGAGUUUGAGCCGGAGAGGUUCGUGAAUAGCGGAAUAAAUUAUAAAGGGAAUGACUUCCACUACCUUCCGUAUGGAUCCGGCAGGAGGAGCUGCCCAGCAAUUCAGUUUACCACUGUUAUUAUUGAGUUUGCUUUGGCAAAUGUAGUGCAGAAGUUCGAUUGGAAAUUGCCAACAUCAGCUGGAGGUUUAGAUAUGACUGAAUCCAAGGGUUUAACCAUGCGUAAAAAAUCUCCUCUUACCGCCAUCGCUGUUCCACAUCGGUCAUCAGCUUGCUAG